GCAAAUUUUAAACUUUGAAUGGGUUUAAAAUUUAAAAUUUAUCCGUGAUCAGGAAAGAUGUGUUUACACUUUGCUAUCUUUUUUUCAGGUAAUUCGUAUGCGAUACUUGUCGGCUAUGUCUAAUAAACUUCAUUAUAAAUUAGUGGAUAUUGGUGCUAAUUUGAGCCAUCCUAGUUUCUGGAAUGAUUUAAAUGAGGUUAUUGAACGAGCUAAACAAGCAGGCUUAUGCAAAAUAAUGGUUACGGGAACAUCGGUAGAAUUGAGCAAGAAAGCUCAAGAACUGGCACGACAAUUCCCGAACUUUCUCUUCUUUACAGCUGGUGUCCAUCCUCACGAUGCUAAAGAAUUUGAUGAUAGUACGAUGUAUGAGCUAAAAAAACUAUGCGGUGAACCUGGUUGUGUCGCAGUAGGUGAAUGUGGCCUCGAUUUUAAUCGGAAUUUUUCAUCACAAGACCAGCAAAGGUUGGUCUUCGAGGAACAGCUUCGAUUAGCAUGUGAUUUGAAGAAACCAUUAUUUAUUCACGAAAGGGAUGCACAUCAAGAUAUGGUUGCUGCUCUGACCAGGUAUAAAGAGCAUUUGCCUCCAGUGGUUAUACAUUGUUUCACGGGUAAAGCCGCAGAAGCUGAAACAUAUAUCAAAAUGGGCUGCUACAUUGGAUUAACUGGUUUUUUGUGGAAGGAUCGGAGCGAUGAUGGGAUAAAGUAUGCAUUGCGUAAUUGUAAAAUACCGCUAGAGAGGGUCGUUUUGGAAACCGAUGCACCUUUCAUGUAUUCCAAAAUUGAUGAUAAGAAAAUCCCAGCUGAAAUUCGUAGUCGUAUCACGGAUGAAGCAAGAAGUUUUCAUAAGUUUACAUCAUUCAACAGAAAUGAACCAUGUGCUUUAGCAGCUAUUUGUGAGCUCAUUGCUGCUUAUAUGAAUGAAGAUCCGAUGAAGGUAGCCGAUGUUACCACAGCAAAUGCUAAACAUAUUUAUGGUCUGGAAUAAAGAAUAUUUCCUAUUUUGU
This is a messenger RNA of Loa loa (African eye worm), 1004 nucleotides long. RefSeq lists its product as hypothetical. The transcript is spliced from 6 exons. The coding region runs from base 98 to 985 and encodes 295 amino acids. Gene Ontology annotation, molecular function: single-stranded DNA 3'-5' DNA exonuclease activity. The record is from RefSeq and is a predicted model, not a curated record. NCBI's taxonomy places the organism in Eukaryota, Metazoa, Nematoda, Chromadorea, Rhabditida, Onchocercidae. Gene Ontology annotation, cellular component: cytosol.